Molecule: messenger RNA, 10760 nt
Organism: Myxocyprinus asiaticus (Chinese sucker)
Lineage: Eukaryota; Metazoa; Chordata; Actinopteri; Cypriniformes; Catostomidae
Product: zinc finger protein 462-like
Exons: 13
Coding region: 942-8531 (2529 amino acids)
Biological process (GO): regulation of gene expression
Cellular component (GO): nucleus
Source: RefSeq, a predicted model, not a curated record
UGCACGACUCCAGAACUUCUUUGUGUUGCCUGCUUAGCAGAUUGUCUUCCUUGUCUGUGAGGCAGCUCAUUAUACAGAGACAGACUGAGCUCAGGUCAUCUGCUGCUGGUGUGCUGAAGAAGAAGAAGAAGAAGAAGAAGCAGAAGCAGGAGGGAAGAUGGCGAUCAUUCUGCUGCUCUAGACCGGACACAACUUUACAGAAGAUCUCGAUCGAGGAUCCAGUCGUGAGUAUGCGUUUUCUCAAUCGUCAACAUCUCGACUUGCUCUUAAUGAUCCAGUAAUGUGCUCGAGCUCGGGCUGGUUGACGAGGCGCUUCGGGAAUGACCUGGAAACGCGGUUUUCCUGCCUUUUUAUCUCAGUUGAGGAGCAGCAGAUGUGGUGACCCGAGAGGAACGGAUAGACACCGAACCGAACGAACGAACGCUCUAAAACUAGCACCUUCAUGUCGGUAAAGUGACGCGUUGCUGGAGCGUUCUCCUUCAGAUCUUCUAUUUAUACCCGUCCGAGCGGGCUGUUCUGAGGGGAUUUGUCGGGAACGGUGUGCCGUUGAGGGAGUUUGAGGGCGCGGAUUCGGUUACGAGUGAAUUGUGGCAGGUCUGACGGAGCUUUUGACCGUGUGCUGGAAGCCAUUGCACGGAUUUGGAGCUCCGCGUCCAUUUAGAGAGACGCGUCCAGACGCUCUCGCGACGUGCCUGUGACGUUCAGUGUUACAAUGUUGCUUCGUGACAGUGUUACAAUGUUGCAACGAUGUUCCUGUACACGCGCAAGCGGGCUGCGGGUGUUUUUCUCGGGUUCCAGGUGUUUGUCACAGCAGGUAUAGAAUAACACCGAGGGUUCCUCCAGAAAAUGGAGUCUCACUGGAGAACAAAGGUUGACUUUCCCAAUGCACAUGGACCUGCAACCUCUCACAGUUUCCCUGAUUUUCCAGGGAGUUGUAAACGAUGGAAGUGCUGCAGUGCGAUGGCUGUGAUUUCCGUGCAGAGUCCAAUGAUGAGCUCAAGUCACACAUACAGGACGUCCAUACAGCCUUUCUGCAGCCUACAGAGGUGGUAGAGUGCAAUGAGUCACCCCAGAGGUCAAGGUCAAACUCCCUGAACUCCCUCAGCCCCAUAGACGAUGAGGAGGACUUGACUAAUAACGAUUACGACUCAUUGAAAAAGGAUGCAGGCCUCCACACCUUUAACAAAGACAUUGGGCACUUCUCUGGUUCAAAGCAAACGAAACAAAACCAUCCAGCAAAGCCUGCAAACAAAACACCAAGCCCUUUUUUCCAGUGCAAGUUCUGCGUGCGGUACUUCAGAUCCAGCUCUCUUCUCGUUGAACACACUAGAAAGGUCCAUAGUAUCGCCGGAGAAACUUUUCCAAGCGACGAGAACUCCCUCAACGCUUCCAAGCAGUCCAGCUACAGCAGUACAACCCAUGAUGGUGUAGGAACUGUCUUCUCCUGCCAAUAUUGCACUUUUAAAACCCCACUCCGAGCACGAAUGCUGAAACACCAGAAAAUGCAUAACAAAGAUGGUCUUCCAAGAGCCUCAGCCUCUCCUGUCGAGGCAGAGGUUCUGGAUGUGGACUCUGUUGCAACAUCAUUUGAAGAACAUUGUGAAGAGCCAUCAGGAGAUGUUCUAGAACGUCAAGUGCUGGAAUCGAUGAUCAAACCCCAAACAAGAGGAGGAUUUAACUGUGAGUGGUGUGGCUUUCAGACAUUAAAAAGGCAGCAGUUAGCAGAUCACAUGAUGAAGAAACACCGUAACAUGGUGAAGAUCAUGGCGUCACUGCAGCAGCCUAAAAUGCAGGAUGGACGUGCAGGAUCCAGCAAGUCUGAUUCCGCUACAUCACGGAGAAGCACUCAAACCUCCAAUCUAAUAUUGAAUGAUCUAGCCAGCAAUGAAGGUUCCUGCAUCAAUGCCUCCACAAUGAAAGGAUCUUCUGGCGGUGCAACAGUCAAACCCACUUCAGGGAUAUCAAAUUAUCAGUACUCACAGCUCACUGCAAAAAUACCCAACAGCACAGGAUCUUCCAUACUGUCAGAGAGAUCGACUUUCACCAUGUCAGAUAUGUCAAGCUCUGCCGUGGAUCUAGAUGCCAGCAUGCUUAACGAUUCCAGAAGCAGUUCAGAUGAUGAAAUCGGUGAAUUGACUGAUCCUAAUCACACAGAGUCAGCUGAGGAUUCAGCUAAGCUGCUUCUGUCAGAAGAGGAUAGUGACCUACUAGAAACUAAAGGAGUUCCAUUCAAAAGACACAUGAACAGGUUUCAGUGCCCUUUCUGUUCUUUCUUGACCAUGCACCGCCGUAGUAUUUCUCGUCACAUAGAGAACAUACACUUAUCUGGUAAGGCGACGGUGUAUAAAUGUGACGAGUGCCCCUUUCUGUGCACCAACCCACUAAAGCUGGACUCACACAAACAAUGUCAUGGUGGGUCUUUCGAAUGGGAAACCAUGGACUUAACCAAUGAAAGUCAAGAAGGUCCUGAACGCUCGGAGCCGGUGAAUGGAGGAAAGAGCAACUCUAAAAUCAAUGGUAAGAAAUCAAGUGCUGUAGAGGACCAUCAGGGCCCUCAUCGCUGUUCACUGUGUAACUUCUCCACAACAACACUGAAAGGCCUACGUGUCCACCAGCAACAUAAACACUCGUACUGUGAUGGAACACAAGUCACAAGUCAAGAGGGCUUAUCCAGUGAACAACAAGAUUCAGAGUCAUAUGGAAUUUCAAAUUUUGUGAAAAAAACUCAAACGUCAAUACUUGGGUUUUCAACCAAGAAGCACCUUAUUGGGAAGACGGCCAGGAAGUCCAUCAAUGACUUGCCCUUGGAUCUGUCUCCUGUCAAAAAACGGACAAGGAUUGAUGAAAUUGCCAACAAUCUCCAGAGCAAGAUUAGUCAAAGCCAACAGCACGAAGAUGUGAUUAACCUUGAGGAGAUGGAUGAUGAUGUCGAGGAGAACGGCAAUCACAUUGAUUUUGAAACAAGCAAAGAACGAGAAAACUCUGAGAUUGUAAGUCAGUGCUACACACUCAACACUCAGCACCUUCAUGUGAGGAAUUCUGGAGGUUUACAGACAGAGCGUGGUGUUGGGAAAAGAAAACGCACCCUGCAGUCCAAACUCAGCUCAAGAAACAUUCCCAUUCCAGUUAGUAUUUCUGAUGAUGAAGACAAUUAUAGUGCCUCUAUGGAAUCAAAAGAUGCUCAAGAUCACAGAAGUCAAGAUGGCAGAGAUGCAUAUCAGGACAAUGUUGAAUACACAGAGGAAACUGGCAACCUUUUUUACUGCAAACAUUGCGAGUACCAUAACAAAUCUGCUCGCAGUGUCAGCACACACUACCAGAGAAUGCACCCUUACAUUAAGUUUAGCUUCAGAUACAUCUUAGAUCCAGAAGAUCAUAGCGCAGUCUUCCGUUGUCUUGAGUGCUUCAUUGAAUACAACAACUUUAAUGAUCUCCACCAGCACUAUAUGUCACACCAUCCAGAAGCAAGCAACGUACUGAACUUUAACCAACCAGAUCUGGUAUACAUGUGCCGUUUCUGUUCCUACACCAGUCCAAAUGUGAGGAGCCUUAUGCCCCAUUAUCAGAGAAUGCACCCUUCUGUGAAGAUCAACAAUGCUAUGAUCUUCUCCAGCUACAUGGUUGAUCAGCCUCAAAAGGGUGCAACAGAGUCCCAAACACUGAGAGAAAUCCUGAAUUCUGGACCAAAGAGUCUCAGCUCCACCUCGUCUGGGUCCAGAUCAUCGUCAAGUCCUGCUCUCAAAAACAUCUGCAAAACCCCAGAUGCAAAUGCAGAGGCUGAAGCUUUUCAAGAAGGUCUGGGUGGUAAUGUGGUGGUGUACGACUGUGAUAUUUGUUCUUUUUCAAGCCCCAACAUGCACUCGGUGUUGGUCCAUUAUCAGAAGAAACACCCUGAGCAAAAGGCCUCAUACUUCAGGAUUCAGAAAACUAUGCGUGUCACAUCAGUUGACAGAACACAGCUCUCAAGCAACUCAACCUACACCCUGUCCAGCACCCCAAAGUCUUCAAAUGUGGCCUUACCUGUACCUCUGGAUGAAGAUGUGUACUACUGCAAACACUGUGUCUACAACAACCGCUCUGUUGUGGGCGUUCUGGUCCACUACCAAAAACGCCAUCCAGAGAUUAAAGUAACAGCAAAGUACAUCAAGCAGGCUCCGCCGACCCCAGGACUAAUGAAACUGAUGGAUGAGUUACAGAUUGCACCCCCUAAACAGUUUCUAAAGCAAUUCAACAACAAUGGGAUUGAAGGAUCAAAUAAUUCAAACAAUAAAGGAGUGUCUGAUAAAGGAGAAACUGAAAUGCUCUUCUUCUGCCAGCACUGCGACUACGGGAACCGCACUGUGAAAGGCGUUUUGAUUCACUACCAGAAGAAGCACAAGGAUGUGAAAGCCAACGCUGAACUUGUCCGUAGACAUACAGCUGUGGUUCGUAGUCAGAGAGAACGAGCGCAGAUGAUCCAAGCAGGAAGUUCCACAUCUACGGCAACUGUAGCUCAUGAAUCUGAAAAAUCCAGGCCACUGCGAUCUUUGAAGUGCCGACACUGUGCGUACACAUCUCCAUAUGUGUAUGCCUUAAAGAAGCAUUUGAAGAAGGAUCAUCCUACUGUGAAGGCCACGGCCAUGACGAUCUUGCACUGGGCUUUUCAGGAUGGCGUGUUGGAGGCGGGUUAUCACUGUGAGUGGUGCAUCUAUUCCCACGCUGAACCAAGCGGCCUGCUCAUGCAUUACCAAAGACGCCACCCGGAGCACAAUGUUGACUAUGCUUACAUGGCUAGCAAGCUGUGGGCUGGACCUGAUACUUCCACCAGUAGGCAGGCGGGGAACUCUGAAACAAAGCAUUAUCAAUGCCGAGAUUGUGCCUUUGAGGCCUGCUCCAUCUGGGACAUUACUAACCAUUACCAAGCAGUGCACCCUUGGGCAAUCAAAGGUGACGAGUCUGUCCUCAUUGACAUUAUCAAGGGGAACGAAGCUUCAGAGAAGCUUCUCCCACAGUUGACCAAAGGACAUGCUUCCAUGUACAAUGUGUUCAACAAUCACCAGCAGGAAGAGGGUGCAGUUGAAGUCAGCCGUCCUACACAUGAGCGGCACCAUAAUCUCUCUUUAUCUGCCACCUCAUCGAUCUCCAACAAUCCUUACCAGUGCACUGUGUGCUUGUCAGAGUACAACAGUCUCCAUGGGCUUUUAACUCACUAUGGAAAGAAACACCCAGGUAUGAAGGUGAAAGCGGCUGACUUUGCUCAGGAAGCAGACAUCAACCCGAGCUCUGUUUACAAGUGCAGACACUGUCCAUACGUGAACUCUCGUAUACACGGAGUACUCACACACUACCAGAAGCGGCAUCCAUCCAUCAAAGUCACGGCGGAAGAUUUUGCUGAUGAUGUUGAGCAGGUAAACGAGUUGGGUAGCGAAGGAGACGAAAAGUCUAAAACGCAGAGGCAGGGCUAUGGCGCAUACCGCUGCAAGAUGUGCCCAUAUACACACGGGACUCUAGAAAAAUUGAAGAUACACUAUGAGAAGUAUCACAACCAACCUGCCUUAGACAUGUUCAAAGCAACUGUCACACAGUCGCCGGCCAGAAGAGACGAUUCAGUGGCUGAAUGCAGUACCAGCAAUGUGACAGAAGUCUCUGAGGUCUGCGACUUUGACCUCACGCUCUCUGAACUCGCAAAGAGUGACAAGCAUGCAGUUUUUAAAUGUCAGCUUUGCAAAUACGUCUGCUCCACUCGGAAAGGUAUCGCUCGUCACUACCGUAUCAAGCACAACAAUGUUAGAGCUCAACCCGAAGGGAAGAACAAUGUGUUUAAAUGUGCACUCUGCUCCUACACCAACCCCAUCCGCAAGGGUCUCGCAGCACACUACCAGAAGCGCCACGACAUCGAUGCGUACUACACUCAUUGCUUGGCAGCAUCCAAGACUGUGGGUGAGAAACCAAACAAGGUGAUGCUGCCCUUGGCAUCAGACGCUGAGACUCCAGCCAUGAGUGAGGAACUGCGGCUCUCGGUGGACAGAAGGAAAUGUUCCCUCUGCUCGUUCCAGGCAUUCAGCAGGAAGAGUAUCGUUUCUCACUAUAUCAAGCGCCACCCAGGAGUCUUUCCCAAGAAGCAGCCCUCCAGUAAACUGGGCCGUUACUUCACUGUGAUCUAUCACAAGGAGGCAGAGAAACCUCUCUCCAAUGAGGACGUGGAGAUAGUUGAAGUUAAAGAUGAGGUGGAACCUGAAAGUGACAUGGACUGGCUCCCCUUUAAAUGUGUGAAAUGUUUCAAGCUCUCAUUCAGCGCUGCAGAGCUUCUGGUGAUGCAUUACAAUGACUGCCACAGUAAAGAACUCAAGCGGGACUUUGUCACCAUUCCAAGUCCAGCAGAAGAUGGGACGGAGCUCUACCAGUGCACCCACUGUGAAAUCAAGUUCUUGGCUCUUCCAGAACUCGGUGUCCAUCUGAUGAGCCACAACGAGGAUUUCCAAAAAAGAGCUAUGAGACUGGUAAGGAGAAAACAGCUUCAAAGUAAACAGAGGCCUACAGAAUCAUCAGACACCAAACCAGAGAAUAAGGUCGACAGUACAGCCGAAAAGACUCCCAUCGGCUACAGGUGUAACUUCUGUGUGGAAGUUCACCCCACCCUCCGUGCCAUCUGUAACCAUCUUAGAAAGCAUGUGCAGUACGGACAGGCCAAGGAAGGUCAUGUGAAGCAGGAAGCAGUUGAGUUGCCUGCUCCUCUUCCUCUUCCUGCGGAUGGGAUCACCAAUGGCGAAGUGGAGGAUGUUGUUGCCGUGGACACUGAACCUCUGGAGAAUGAUUCACCACCUGCGGGUGUCGCCAUGGAGACUGAGCAGUCAAUGCCCGUGGAAACGAGGCCGAUGGAUGGAUCGGUAGGCGUUUCAGUGGAGCUGGAAAAGCCGCGAGCGGUUCCAGGUCACCCAUGCAGCCUAUGUGACCGCAUGUUCAUGUCCAUGCAGGGCCUGCGCUCACACGAGAGGAGUCACUCCACUGUCACUCUCGUCAGUAAAAACGACAAAUACAACUGCCAGUACUGUCAGUUCUCCUCACCGUUCAGACACAAUUUGGAUCGUCACGUUCAGUCUCAUCAUGGACAUCAGAAGCCCUUCCGAUGCAAGUUCUGUCCCUUUAAAUCAUCAUACCUGAAUCGACUCAAGAGCCAUCUGCACAAAACACAUGCAGGUGAACACACGUAUAAGUGUAUCUCAUGUGCAUUCACUGCAGCCACCAUCACUCAGCUGAAGGAGCACUCACUGCAAGAACACGGCGAGACACUCACGCUGCCCAGACUCAGAGCUGGAGCCGUGCAGCACUCAACACGCCCAAAUGACGAACACAACGCUGAAGACACACCCCCCGACCCACAGUGCAGCGAGUCUGCGGGGUAUCUGGAGCCAACAGACGUCCAGCAGCAGAUGAGUCACUAUCAGCAGGCGUCAGCAAGUGCCAGUCCAUCGUCUGCUUCUCCGCUUGCACUAGCUGCAGAGGCUGCGGUUCCUCAGGCUCGGCCUGAUGUCAUCCUCACCUGUGAGUUCUGUGAGUUCAGCUCUGGAUACAUGCAGAGCCUGCGCAGACAUUACCGUGACCGACACGGAGGAAAGAAGCUCUUCAAAUGCAAAGAUUGCACAUUCUUCACCUGCUACAAGUCUACGUUCACGCUGCAUGUUGAGAGCGGUCACACCAGCACCCCUGAGGAGACUCCCAAAGAUCUACGCUGUCCAUUCUGUCUGUAUCACACCAAACACAAGACUAGCAUGAUCGACCAUAUCAUCCUGCACAGAGAGGAGCGUGUGGUGCCUCUGGAAGUGUCUCGCUCAAAGCUCUCGCGUCAUCUGGAGGGCGUGGUGUUCCGCUGUCAUAAAUGCACCUUCACAUGUUCCAGCGAGCAAAACCUUCAACAGCACAUCCACAAACACGAAGAACUGAAGCCGUAUCAGUGUCAACUCUGUUACUAUGACAGCAAACUCCUGCACGAACUCGAGAUACACCUGCAACAAGAGCACAAGGUGCUGCGAAACUUUGAGCUGGUGGGGCGGGUGAACCUGGAUCAGCUGGAGCUAAUGAAGGAGAGGAUGAAUGAGGAAGCCGACACUGUCGAGGAGGAAGAGGAAGAGGGGCUGAUGGAAGAGGAAGAGGAAGAAAAGUUGGAAGAGAGCAAACAGGAAGAUAUGAGUGACAAACAGGAAGAGACGAGCGACAGACAGGAGGAGACAGGUGCUCCGGUUCCGGAGUCUCCGGUCAGCAGCGGUGUAAAACGCUAUCCAUGCGAGUUCUGUGGCCGAACGUUCACACUCAGCACAGAAUGGGAGAGACAUGUUCUUCGACAUGGCAUGACUGUUAACAGCAGCAAGAAAGACGCCAGUCCUGUGACCUCAUCAACUCUGCCUCUGAUUGUUCCCGUGGCUGUGAUUGACAGAGGGCUGGACCUAUCCAGUAACACUGUGGAUGCUACGAGGCCAGAUCAGUCCGACCAAUCCAAGAGUCCGAUUGAGAACAAGGAAGACAAAGAGACGCUGGAGACCAAAAACGACCCUUAGGAGCAAAACAAAAUCUGUAGAGAAAAGAGUAAAUUGGCUUUAGAUCACGUGACAUGGUUACGAAUGUCGUACGUUUAGUUUUUUGUGUGUUAUAUCAUUUGUUUUGUUGAAGAACGAAAUUGGCUGCUGCAUUGAUAUUUGGUUCAAAAACUAAAUUUGUCGAAAGUAAUGGUCAUGAUUUGGAAUAUUGUUCGAUUUCACGUGUUUGAACAUUUACGUUUUGGGUUGUUUUACAUCAUGUUUGUUCAGUUGCUGAAUCUUACACUGAAUUUUAAAAAGUGUGUCUUUGGUCCCUCAGGACAGUUGUUGAUAUAUUGGUAACCAAUAGUGAAAGAAAUUGUGAGGUGAUAAAAUUCCCAUUGAAUCAGGGGUCCCUCCGGCCACGACUUUAUCUGUACGCGAGAGAUUUUCAUACAAUCGUCUCAUAGCUUCAUUUCCAUUAUGAAAACAGAUUUCAAAAUCAUUCUCUUCUUUCAUGUACUUUCCAUGCACUUUUUGUCACAUACAUUUAUUCAAAAUAACGUAAUAAAUGAUAAACAAAUCUUACUAGAAAUUAAACGAACAGUAAAAGUAAUGUACAAUAAAAAGUAUUGUUUAAAUAAACGAAUGUCUUCCACCGCAGUGAACUCGCACACACUGAUAGUCUGUAAGACAGCGUGUUCGCAGUUCACAUACAUUAGAAGAGCUUUAAGAUCUCUGUCAUUUAAAAAAUUUGCAACUGGACUUGAAAGGUCCAGAACGUUCCCUGGUGUGCUGGAGGGAUCUUUGAUUCGGUCUGAAUGUCACCUGGAGGUUUCUGUUUUUUACAUUUUAGCCUUGUGUUAAUCUUCCUGUAGCUGAAUUCCUUGAGGAAUAGUUGUCAUCUUAUUUAUCUAGAUAUCAGAAGUUUGAUUUUAAUAGACAUAUUUUAGAAUAUCAACACUUGCCCCAAAAAUUGCAGCAAAUUGCUACUUUUGAAGACUUGGUAGAUUUUUCGAUUUUCAUCCACUUACGGCUCGUCCUGCACUUCCACAUCCCCAACACUACACUUAAUAACGGCCACGAUUGCAGAUAUAACAAUUCUAAACAUUAACGAAAAUCAUCUGUAAGUCCCUCAACAGAGCUCCAGAGACUGAACUGACCGUACACACGAUGGCAAAAGAUAAAUCAUGUAUCUGCUUAUUACUGAUAGUAGUGUAAACCGUGAGAGUUUCUGUGGUACACACGGUUCUGUUGUUGAUUGGCUGAUAUAUAACAGUACAAGUAUAUAAAGGAAUACUCUGGGUCCAAAACAACUUGAGCUCUGUGCACGGCAAUUGUGGCAGAAAAUAUUUUCAACUUGUCUCUCAGUUGGUAAAAACAAGCAAAUAUCAUGUUUACUGUAAUGCACUUACAAUGGAAGUCUAUGGGGCAAGACAAUACACCAGGAAAAUGUUCAAAUACACACUGUUUUAAAAUGAGUUAAACCUUCUACAUCUUAGCAUGAGACUAGUGUGAUACAUCACUUAUUAAAUGACAAAAAAUGAUUUCAAAUUAAACAAUAUUUCAUCUUCAGUGUCAUGGCCGUGUAAACACGGUAUCUUUUGCACUAUAUGCACGAGGACACCAGAAAGGGACUGUUUACAAAGAAAAACAAAUCCAAUCAACAUUAUAUACAGUAUAACCAGACGUUUAUCCACAUAGAAAAGAAGUCUAACCUUAAAAGGAAGAUAAAGACACUUAAUAGCUCAAAUAAUACUAAUUUUUGUACAUAAUUAAUAUACACAUUGAAAAUACCAAUUUACAAAAAGAGCUUCACAUUUCUCCUUUAAACACUUUUCCCCAUUGACUUCCACUAUAAGCGCAUUACUGUAAACAUGAUUUUUUUUUUUUUUUUUUUUUUACUGAGGGACAAAUGGAAAUAAUUUUCUGUGGUAAACAUCACAGAAUUUUUAAACAACAUAUUAGUGUGGACGUGGGCUUAAAGGAAUAUUCUGGGUUCAAUACACGUUAAGCUUAACCGCCAGAGCUUGUGGCGUAAUGUUCUGACUCGUCCCUUAUUUAUAAAAAAAUAAAAAAAUAAAUAAAAAAAAAAAGCACGGUUAUAUUGCCUUGACCUGUAACCGCGAUAUUGGAUAUAACUUUAAACAGAUAAAGUUAAUAAGCAAUUUUAUCAAACUAAAAUCAUGUUAACAUGUUAAAACUAUGAAGCUAUGUGUAUUUUUGCAUUCAUGGAUCGGCCCCAUUCACUUCCAUUGUAAGUUCCUUAUU